AUGAAUGUUCUAUCCUGGAAUAUUCAUGACUUAGGGAUUUCUAGUAAAGCGGAUUGGAUUCGUGGCAUUCAUCUAAAACACGAGGUGAGUUUUAUGUUGAUUCAGGAGACGCAGUUUGUGUCUUUGGAUUCAGUGGAAUUAGGUCGGUUUUGGGGUAACACUGACUAUAUGUUUGAUUGGGUUCCUUCGGGAGGUAGAUCGGGUGGUUUAUUAUCCAUAUGGGAUCCGAACGUUUUCAGUAUGGAGGUAGUGGUGAAGUCAUCAAAUUAUUUACUUAUUUCAGGCAAGGUAAAAGGGAGUGGUGUAGCGACUCAUGUGCUUAAUGUUUAUGCUCCUCAACAUUUUGUGGAUAAAAGGGUUUUGUGGUCGGAGAUUGGGGGUCUAGUUGGUGAGGGGGAGGGGAUGUGGAUAGUGGCGGGGGAUUUUAAUUCUAUUAGGUGUGAAAGUGAUACGCACAAUUCUGUUUAUGUUCCGGCUGAUGCUAACGAAUUUAAUGGGUUCAUUGACGAUACGAAUCUGCAUGAAUAUUCGUUGAAAGGGAGGCGGUUUACUUUUCCAAGCGCUGAAUAUUUAGCGAUUGAGAGGUACAUGUCAGAUCAUAGUCCUUUGAUUCUAAAGACGGUGUCUAGGAAUUUUGGACCUAAACCUUUUAGGUUUUAUAAUUCUUGGCUUAGUCGUGAAGAUUUUAGGGAAAACGUGAAAAAGGCUCUCGAAACAGGUGUCUUUGUGGGUGAUCCAGAUACAAAGCUUUCAAUGAAGUUCAAGUGGCUUCGCUUCAAUAUUUCUACGUGGGCGGCCGAAUGUAAGAUUAAGGAAUUAGAGGAAAAAAGAAUGUUGGAAUAG
Helianthus annuus (common sunflower) is the source of this 843-nucleotide messenger RNA. RefSeq lists its product as uncharacterized. The record is from RefSeq and is a predicted model, not a curated record. The transcript has 2 exons. NCBI's taxonomy places the organism in Eukaryota, Viridiplantae, Streptophyta, Magnoliopsida, Asterales, Asteraceae. Bases 1 to 843 code for a protein of 280 amino acids.